AUGUUUAGGGUACUUAUUCCAUCGAGGAAGCUUGUGCCGGGAUGCGGGGGAUUUAUGGGUGGAAUAGCAAGAAUACAGGCGUAUUCCACCAAGAAAGAUAAAUCGGAAGAGAUAUUUAAGACCAAGAUACAGCAGAGGGAAAAGGAAGCCCAGCAGAAAUUGCCUGAGUGGACCAAGAGAGAUGAGGCCAUACGGAAUAGGUACGGUGAGUGGAAUCCCACGCAUCGGUUGUCACGCCAGCAGAUCCAGGACAUACGGAAUAUCAAAGACAAGAUGCCGCAUAUGAAGACGAUCGAGCUCGCGAACCAUUUCAAGAUAUCGCCGGAGGCGAUCAGAAGGAUAUUGAAAUCAACGUGGGUACCCAGCGAUUCGGAGGAGGAACGCAUUCGUCUUCGGGGCGAAAAGCGUAAAGACGAGAGCCUUGUCCACAAGAAAGAGAUGAUGAACGAUAUUGAACUCGCCAGGAAGCGUCUUACAUACGGGAAGAGUGUGACCAUGGGAGGGAUAAAUGUGCCGAGAUCUGGAGGAAGAAAGGGCAAGAAUUUGAGAAAUACGUUCAGCACUGAUGGUAAGGUCAACUUCGAUAGCAAUAACAGCCACGGGUAUUAUAACAGGAAGGGCAAAACUAAGGCAUUUAAAAGGAAACCGUACGUUGAAAACGUAGGGGACAUCAUAGAUUAA
Molecule: messenger RNA, 681 nt
Organism: Debaryomyces hansenii CBS767
Lineage: Eukaryota; Fungi; Ascomycota; Pichiomycetes; Serinales; Debaryomycetaceae
Exons: 1
Coding region: 1-681 (226 amino acids)
Cellular component (GO): nucleus
Source: RefSeq, a predicted model, not a curated record